Exophiala spinifera is the source of this 1764-nucleotide messenger RNA. RefSeq lists its product as uncharacterized. The record is from RefSeq and is a predicted model, not a curated record. Lineage: Eukaryota; Fungi; Ascomycota; Eurotiomycetes; Chaetothyriales; Herpotrichiellaceae. Gene Ontology annotation, biological process: regulation of DNA-templated transcription. The transcript has a single exon. Gene Ontology annotation, molecular function: DNA-binding transcription factor activity; DNA binding; copper ion binding. Gene Ontology annotation, cellular component: nucleus. The coding region runs from base 1 to 1764 and encodes 587 amino acids.
AUGCAGGAAUCCUCUGGCGAGAAAGUGUCUAGCCCGCCAAAGACUGGGAGAGUCGAGGACGGUAAAAUCCGCAAAAUUCGCACUGCCCACCGCAGCGAAACCACGCCGAUUCAGCACUUCAAUGGAAAAACAUAUGCUUGCGAAUCGUGUAAGAGGGGACAUCGCGUGAACAAGUGUGAUCAUGGGAGGACAAGGCCCAUUUCUGAGACCAAUCAACCAGGCCGACCAUCUGCUGGUCAGAGGAGAGGCUGCCACUGUCCCAGGAACUGCGCUUGCACGACCAAAACCUGCAAAUGUCAAAGAGAUUGUGCCUGCACCCAAGAAAUGUAUCUGGUUGUCAGAGUCGAUGCGCCGCAACUCAUUAGUCGCGAAGCAACGUCUAGCCCAAAGCCCGUGUGGGAGGAUGCUAAUGGGAAUAAAAUGACCUUGAAGAAGGUAUGGGCCGACGCAAAUGGAAAGGAGCUCAAUGAUGAAGAGUACCAAGAACGAAAGAGAAGGAUGAGAGAGCGAGAAGGAGGCGCCUCGAAAACGGCAGAGGCCUCUAAAUCGAGUUGCUGCGGCUCCAAAAAGCCGAAAGAAGAACCACAGUCCCCUGAGCCACUCUCAACAGGCGGCUGUAGACACCGACAGAAUAUUGAGAACCAACCGGAUUCAGCCAGCCUUGCGGCGACUCCGGCUGUCCCAAGCGUGUCUGUGAAGCAAUCAUGGAAAGCGGCUUGUUCUUGUGGCUCGGCCUGCUCUUGUUUGUACUGUCCAGAUCACCCCAAUAACGCCACCUCUAUCAACCAUACUCAACAACAAGUGAAGAAUCUGGCGGAACAAGCGUACUCGGAAUUCGACGGCUUGAUGCCAGUCUCAUUCAUGCAAGGAAAUGAUUCGACGUCUUGUAUGGGUGGUCGGCCGACUUUCUUCCUUUCACGAACUCCCAAUGUCUCUCAACAACAAUUGGAACAGUACUUUCCCCAGAGCUCUGAUCCAAACGCCAUAUACCUCAGAUAUCCUAUUUCGCAGCACUCUUGGACCAAUCAACCCGCCAGCUCCCACUGUUCUCACGUCCCAUCUCCGACAACGGUCAUGGCUAUGACUCCCGAUCCGAGCGAAUCUUACAUUGAGCCAUUGCCAGAUUUGUCGCAACCGUCGCUCGACUACGACUUUCUUCCAAACAAUACCAAUGGGACUUGGGACUUUUCAGGUGGCCAAUUUGGCGGUUCUUCGUUUAGCUGGAUGGACUUUGAUGCUUCCCGAGGCACUGACUAUAACAUAGGCCAAGCUACUGUUGCUUCGGCAAUGGAUGGAGGCAUCUUUUCGGUUUCUCAGGCUUUACCAGGCCAGCAACUUCCUGAAGUCAGCGUCAACAUGGAUGCAAUGCUGAGCCCGACACACCUGAAUGGUCUUCCUGCUCUUACCAGCGAACAAUAUCCAUCCCCGUCGACACCUUUCGACGCGCAAAACACUUAUAUCGAUUUCACUUCCCCGUUGGCGGAUGGCCGAACGCACCAGGCGAGUUUUGCACGUUCGCCUAGCGCCGUACCACAAGUACAAUCAGGACCAUGUCUUUUUAGCACCCAAUCGAUGAACCCGACACCCCAGACCACCCAGUCUCUCAGAGCACCACAGCCUCAGCCUUCUGCGGGACUUGCUGGUUCUCACUAUUCAAUACCAAUAUCUUGGGAUCAUUUCGACCCAGUUAACGAGGACCAGACCAGCGGCAACCUCACAACAGCACCCAUCGCAACUUCACCUCAACUUUUGAGCCGAGUAUAG